AUGGCGUCAACUUCGAGACCAAGAGACCGCAGCGACUUUCGCGUCGCCAUCUUCUGCGCUCUCCCGCUAGAAGCCGAUGCCAUCUUCCUACUCUUUGAUCAUUUUUGGGACGACGGCGACUCGAGUUACGGCCGCGCCGAGGGCGACCCAAACCACUACACGAACGGUCGGAUUGGGCAGCAUGAUAUCGUCCUCGCCCAUCUGCCAGGGAUGGGGACGCAGAACGCAGCAGCAGCGGCGGCGAGUCUUAGAACUAGCUACACCGAGUUGAAGCUGGUGUUCCUAGUCGGCAUAUGCGGCGGAGUGCCCGAGAUCGAUGGCGUUGAUGCCUUCUUGGGCGAUGUAGUCAUCAGCAGGAGUAUUGUCCAGUAUGACUAUGGCCGCCGAUAUCCCGACCGCUUCGAAGUGAAAGCAACAACGGAAGAUAGCCUCGGGCGGGCGAACAAGGAUAUUCGGGGAUUGCUCGCCUCCUUCGAAACGGACCGGGAGAAGGCGCGACUGGAAGACAAGGCUGGAAGGUAUCUCCAAGACAUACAAAACAAAACAGAGCCAUCCGGCCCGCGGCGUCUGAAGGGUGGCCGGAAAUACAGGAACCGGGGGUUGGGUAAAGAUCGACUCUACAAGGCCGAUUACAUCCACAAACACGAUGAAGGAUGCAAUGUGUGUCGGCGAGGACCAUGUGAGCAGGCAACUAAAACCUCAUGCUCCGAUCUUGGCUGUAGUGCUUCCAAAUUGGUUCUGAGAACUCGGUCCUCGGAUAGAAAUGACGAUAACUAUAAACCUGCAAUUUUUAUCGGAAAAAUCGGGUCAGGUAGCACCGUCAUGAAGUCUGGCAAGGAUAGAGAUCGAAUCGCCGAGGAGCAUGACAUUGUUGCAUUUGAAAUGGAGGGAGCAGGUGUUUGGGACGAGGUUCCCUGUCUCAUUGUUAAGGGCAUCUGCGACUAUGCGGACAGCCACAAGGAUAAAAGAUGGCAAGACUUUGCGGCUGCCACAGCGGCUUCCGUGAUGAAGGCGAUCCUGGGCAGAUACAAUUCGAAUGCUCCUCGUCGGCUUCCCCCUCACUGCCAUACUAUUCCUUAUAUCCGCAACCAGGAGGUUGUCAAGCGCCAAGCAGAAGUGGAAAAACUGCACCAGCUUCUCUCAAACUCAUCGGCAUGCCAAGUGGCCGCUCUUUGGGGACUUGGAGGGUCAGGAAAAACGCAAAUAGCUCUAGAAUACGCCUACCAAAGAUGGGAUGCUCGAGAUUGCUCCGUUUUUUGGGUACAUGCUGACAUGGAAGCUACAUUCGUCCAGAAUUAUAAGACUAUCGCCCGAAAACUGGGCUUGGAUGACACCCAAAAUGAAGAGAACCUCUUGGGGGCUGUCCGAGACAGAAUCGAAUCUCUGGAGAGCUGGGUACUUGUCAUUGAUAAUACUGAUGACAUCAAAGUCUUCCUCCCUGGUCAAAGUGCUAAAAAGACUGCGAAUUUGAUCCGCUAUAUCCCCCAGUCAGCUGGAAAGUCCGGAACAGUACUGUGGACGAGCCGGGAUGAGAGGAUUGACGAAAUUGUUGGAUCCGGCCGAGCGAUUGAGAUCUCCCGAAUGACAGAGGCAGAGGGACGGGAGCUGCUGUACACCAAAUGGAACAAGAAGGACAGCGGUGCCAAAGAUGCCACAAUCACCAAGCUAUUGGCAGAGCUUGAGUGGUUAGCACUAGCAAUCAGCCAGGCUGGUGCCUUUAUGAGACGAACCCAGACCCGGGCCAAUGAGUAUCUGAGUAUGCUUUCCAAAAAGAAGCACCGAUGGGCACUAUUCAAAGCGAGUGAGACAGCAGGAAUCCAGCAGACGCCAGGGGUUCCUAACAGUUUACUUGGAACGUGGCAUAUCUCCAUCGAGCGCAUGCAAAAGGAAAAUCAACUGGCCUAUCACAUAUUGAAUGCAUUGGCAUAUGUCAACAAUCAGAGCAUAUCGGAAUUGAUGGUGGCAGAAUUCGCAAAUUGUCAUGGGAAAAGAGCCCCAUGUGACUGCAAAGACCUAAGGGGCCGCACAAAUGAUCUGCUUGUGGUUGAAGACGACGAUUUAGACGAGCAAGACAUUGAGAUACUGAUCGCGCUGGCGAGGCUGAAAGAGUAUUCAUUUAUACAGAUACACCAGAAUGGAAAGCAGAAGAGCUAUAAUAUGCACAAGUUGGUGCAAGAUGCCGCCCGAUUUGGACUAUCUGCCGGGUUGAUGGAUGAUGAGCUAAGAUCCGGAACGAGCAGCGAAGGUGAACAAUAUUACGCUGCAAUUGCGCUUAAGGUGAUGUUGAGCGCUUUCCCAGGUUCCAAGCCGGGAAUGUGGCAGCAAAGUGAAAAGUAUGUCGAACAUGCUGUGCAAGCAGCAGAGUGGGCUGAGAUUUCAGGAACGCCAAUACGUGCAGCAAGGCUUCUUCAUGAAGUCUGUGCCUUCCUCGCGGGUCGUGGCCACAGCCUCGAAGUCAGGCGCCUUGAACUGCUGGAAAAGAACGUGUUGAUUUGUCAACAGGCUCUUGGGGGACGACAUCCAGACACCCUCCUCAUCAAGUAUCAGCUCGCAAAAGCAUAUUCUCUCCAUGGCGCCGACCAGCUGGCUAAGGAUAUGACAAACCAAGUGUAUGCGCUCCAGCGGGAGGUGCUCGGCAACACAAAUGCCAGUACAUUGAAAACCUUGACGUUGAAGGCCAGAAUUCUCUUCGAAGAGGAAAAAUUUGAAGAGUCAAAUCAACUGCUCAGCCAGGCAAUGCGCCGUUGUAGGGAUGACGGAAAAGAGAAAAGCUAUGCAGCUGCGAUAAUCCUGGACCAACAAGCACGGCUGAGCGAGAAGCAAGGCGACCUCAAGAAAGCUGCAGACCUAGCCAGUUCUAGCCUCAAAAUCUACCAGCAAAAGACAACAAACCAGGCACGAAUUCUCAGAAGCAUGGAUUUCAUGGUCAGUUUAUACAGCAGAAUAGGCAGAUAUAGCGAGGCUGUGCUCGUAGGUGAAUCUGCCUUGGAUCUGGCAAAGGUCAGAUGGGGUAGUAAACAAAUAACGACGAAUGGUCUCAUGCAUCGAUUGGCCAAGUCAUAUUUUGAGCUAGGACAAUAUGCCAAAGCCGAGCCCCUUGCAAAGGAAGCGGUACGAUUGGGCGAAGAAGUGCCGGAAAUAUCGCACAGCAGAUUGAUACGUCAAUCGAAGCGCCUGCUCGCAGAAAUGUCCAAACUUGGGUAUUGA
Messenger RNA from Clonostachys byssicola, 3207 nucleotides. The record is from the annotation of a GenBank genome assembly. Lineage: Eukaryota; Fungi; Ascomycota; Sordariomycetes; Hypocreales; Bionectriaceae.